Danaus plexippus (monarch butterfly) is the source of this 1506-nucleotide messenger RNA. RefSeq names its product homeobox protein Mohawk. Gene Ontology annotation, molecular function: DNA-binding transcription factor activity, RNA polymerase II-specific; RNA polymerase II cis-regulatory region sequence-specific DNA binding. The record is from RefSeq and is a predicted model, not a curated record. Lineage: Eukaryota; Metazoa; Arthropoda; Insecta; Lepidoptera; Nymphalidae. The transcript is spliced from 4 exons. Gene Ontology annotation, cellular component: nucleus. Gene Ontology annotation, biological process: muscle organ development; regulation of transcription by RNA polymerase II; cell development. The coding region runs from base 275 to 1105 and encodes 276 amino acids.
UCAUGUUUGAAGACAUCGCGGGAGACGUCCUGAAAUAACAUGUAUAGGAACGGAGUAUCGCGCCCGCGCCGCGGCGCUGUCGUCACACGUUCGCCGCCAUUUUCACACACCGCGCGAGCUUUCCCGCAAACAGAUGAGCAACCAUCCCCCGCAACGCCAGAGCAUCGAGGAACGAGUUGUGUCGUAGGCAGCGCUGCUCGUCGCACGUGCUUGUACACCUAAAGAAAUAUAUAUCACGUGACAGUUUCAAAUUAUUUCAUAAAGAUCCUGCUAGAUGACAGUUAUUCAAAGGACUAGUGCGGCAAAAGUGGAAAAAAUGGAUGGUACUUCGAAAGAAGAUAGUGCAAAAUCAGCAAGACCAGUCAGGAAUAGGAGAUACACACGGAGAUGCUUAGUGGCCGGCCAGCGUCCUCAGAAGAGGCUGUUCACUCCAGAAAUAAAACGCUAUCUCAAAGAUUGGCUCGUCCGAAGAAGAGACAAUCCUUACCCGAACCGCGAAGAAAAAAAACAAUUAUCGAGAGAGACGGGAUUAACGUACAUACAAAUCUGCAACUGGUUUGCUAACUGGAGAAGAAAAUUAAAGAACGUGAAUGCUGAUCGCAAUCAACUCACGUGGGGUCAUUUAAUACGUACAUACAACGACCGCGCCCAGGGCAACGUGGAGCAAUUCAGCAUCUGCUCAGACGACAGCAUAUGGAGCGAACCAGAACAAUCCAGUCCGAACAACGAACAAGACUACGACGCGAGGUUCGAAAACAGCCCGGACUCGAAUACUUCGUAUAAACAAGACACAGAAGAAACAUCACCGCCCUGCGAGAAAUACGAAAGCUUCAACAAUAAUUCCAACGAGAUAGAGAGAUGCGAUGAUAAUAAUUGCGAUAAGGUCAUCACUAGUCCAGUACUUCUAAGCAAAUGGCUGGAAAGCGCAGCUCGGUUCCAACCAAGCGAAACUAAUUAUUCUUGGUGGGCGGAUGGGAGAAGACGAAAACAAGAACAAAAGGUCCAAAGAAUAGUUAUAAACACAAUAAAACAUGACAGGGAUGAGGUCGAAGCAGCGAUGGCACUUACAACGUUGGCAUCAGCUAAUUGUCUUACCGCUCCAUAAUAUGCAAAGAAUUUAAAAACCAUUUCAAAUAUAUUGAAUGCGAUAUAGACUAUGAUUGUCUAUGCAUAUCGAAUGUAUGUUUUAUAUAUCAGCUAUAUAUGAUGAAACAUUUAACAUACCUAAGAAAAUUCCUUUAUAUUCCAAGAUAAGGAAAAGCUACUCCCUCAUUGAAAUUAAUGUUAUAAUCCCUUUGCUCAAAACCGUGACAUAAUUAAGAAUAUAAUAUCUUUAAUGUUAAUUAAUUUUAAAUUUCGAAUGUUUUGAUCUCUUUAACAUUAUCUUUAGUCAUAGAAAAUACCAAAGAUUGUGUUUUUUUUUUUAAAUACACCAUUUCUGUUGAAAUAAAUGAAGACUAUCAAUUUAUAUCCUGUAAACCAAUUAAAUUAUGUAGAAAAUUAUAA